Phyllostomus hastatus (greater spear-nosed bat) is the source of this 3458-nucleotide messenger RNA. It is a transcript of the gene C2CD4A, whose product is annotated as C2 calcium dependent domain containing 4A. The transcript has 2 exons. The coding region runs from base 129 to 1133 and encodes 334 amino acids. The record is from RefSeq and is a predicted model, not a curated record. Lineage: Eukaryota; Metazoa; Chordata; Mammalia; Chiroptera; Phyllostomidae.
CCCGGCCGCCGCGCGCCCUUUGAAUUUCCCAGAGGCUGCAGGCAGAACGGUGCGAGACUCAUCGGACGCUGGACCUCAGGCAGAUCAGCUCCAGCAGAGAGUCGCCCAGAUCUAGCACCUGCCUCUUGAUGUCGUGCCUGGAGCGGCUCCGUUUGGGCCCCCAGCGCCUCCUGCGGGGCGGAAACUGGCGUCUCCAGGGUCGGGCCGGCGGAACCACUGCCAACACGCCCGUCAAGUGCGCAAACGUCCUCACCCCAGACAGCAUUCCUGAGUUCUGCAUACCCCCGAGACUCGCUCCCUGCCCCGCCCUGGCUGCAGUCCGAAACUCCUGGGUGAAAAUAGCAGGGACGGACGACGGCGCCGGGCACACGGACUGGGACCCGCGCUCGCAGGCCGCGCUCUCGCUGCCUCACCUGCCCCGCACCCGCUCUGCCUACGGCUUCUGCGCGUUGCUGGAGAGCCCGCACACCCGCCGCAAGGAGUCGCUCUUCCUUGGGGACCCGGGAGCCGGAGUGCUCCUGCUGCUGCCCGCCGCCCCUCCCGCGCCCCGCCCCCGGGCCCACACCCACCACUGCAGCGGAGGAGGAGACGCCCCCCUCCAGCCCUGUGGUCGAGCCCCAGACACCACCCGUGCGGCUCCCGGCUGUCCCCGCCCGUCCCGUAGUACGCGUGCUCGACGUCCACUUGGCCACCGCCUCCUGCGCGCCUCCGAAAGAGUGCUCAACAGUGCGCUGAAGACCUCGAGGAGUCACGAGCAGGCCUGCGUCUGCUCUUUGUCCAGGGGGCACGAGGCUGAGAAUAAGAAGCGCGGCGCCGACUCGGGGUCGCCGGCCUGGACCCUCUCCGAGGCCCCUCCAUUGUCUCCCAGCCCGCGGUCGGAGCUCCUAGAAGCCGAGGGCACCGUGGCUCUGGGUCGUGCUGGCAGCGCUCUGAGCCUGGCUGCCGAGUACAGUCCGGCCAGCGGGCGCCUCCGCCUCCGCCUGCUCGGACCAGUGGGCCCGGCAGGAGGAGCCGCCGAGCCCCGCGCCGUAGCUGUCGGCUGCCGCGUCAGCCUGGUCCUGCAGCCACCCGGCAGGACUCGCCAGCAGCGCAACUCCUUGAGGCGCGGAAGCCGCAAGGCCGUCUUCGCCUAGGACUUCUGCUUCAAGGGACUCUCGGAGAAUUGCGCCGUCUGGCGGUGUGUGCGAAGGCUGAGAAGAAGGGCAGUGGCCAGGGCGAGUUGCUGCUGGGCUCCCUCCUGCUGCCCUGAGGGCGCCCAGGCCUGAGGCCCUGCCCGCAGGGUGCUUUCUGCCUGCUGGGUACUCUCGGACACUGACAGCCGCUUUUUUCAAAAUAAAUGUCAUUUAUUCUUCUACGGAAGCCUUCAAGUGUAAUAUAGGCCGAGAUUAUACUGCAUUAAUUAUCACUGAAAAGGAUGUUACAUUUUGUGUAGAUACAUUCAGAAUUCUUUUUAACAAAUGGUAUGGUGUUCUGCAGUAGGGUUUUUAAAUGCAGAUAGCUGAUUAAUUGCAUUUCAUUUGUUCCCUACAGUCAUAUUGGGAGAUACAUGAGAUCUUAAAACCAGAGGGUUUCUUGAUGGUCUGCUUCGAUCUCUUCCCUAUGCCAUUUGCUCAUUCCACAACAUCCCCUGAAACCAUCUUAGAGAACUUACUAAUUUUGAAGCAUUGUUUAAGACCCUAGAUAAGAACUUGAGGCCAAGAGAGGUGAAGUGACUUCUCCAAGUUCAACAGAGAAUUAGUUGGAAUUCUAAGCUGAUACUCUUAGCAACAUCGUGUUAGAACAGCAUUGGAGGAAUUAAAACCAUUUUCGUAUUCUAAGCUUAAAUAACAUAAUAGUUUACAAGUGUUAGCUUGUAAUUCUUAAAAGCCCCCUUAAGAAUUAGGCAUUGCAAAAAAAAAAAAAAAAAAGAAGAAGAAGUAAGAAGUAGGCAUGACAAUCUUCUAGGAUGAGGGAUUGAGGCACCAAAUGAACAGCAGAGUCAGGAUCUGCACCUGCUCAAUCAGUAUUGUACUGGUCGCUGUCUGUAAGUAAUACUGCAGUGUCUCAAGGGCUCACCUCACUAGUGUUGUGAGAAUGCAGCUUAUAUCUAACAUUGCGAAUGCUCAUGUUGGGGUCUCCUCGCAUUCCUCACCCUCCGAUAUACAAGCAAGUCAGUCAAAUGAGUAAUUCAUCUCAUGAUAAUGACUUCACACAUUGAGAUGAGCUGAGUCUAAUAUUCUGAAGAGAAAACUACUUGGCCUCCAAAGGGAAAAGGGUGCAGUCUUAUUGGCACCACGUAUGCUAACAUGUCAGGGCAAGAAGUCAAGAGUGUACCCACAACAGUGUUCUACUUCUGGCUUUUGAUAAUAAUAAUAGGUUUAGUUUGUUUUGAAGGAUGAUUUUCCUUCACAUUCACUGCCAGACAGGCAUAUUUUUUCCUUUCUUAGGCAUAUAGGAGGAAAAAUGUCCUAAGUAAAAUAUUUAAAUGUGUGGUGUGGUGUUAAAUAUAUGGUGUAUGACUACAUUAUCAGACUUGGUGCAGAAAUAGUUUCUGCUUUCAUUAAACUGUUUACAGUUUUAUCCAUUGGUGCUCGUGAAAAAUGCUAUUUAGAGAAUAUCCAUUGUAGUCACAACUCAGGUACAGACUGACAAUGGGUUAUUGUGCUGGGUAUCACAAUACAUGUGAAGAGUAACUGUGAAUUCGUUGACCGUCAAAAUCAGCCACAUCCAGAAGCUAGGAGGGGUUGACCAAAUGAGUGGUGGCAUAGCAGCUGUUGAGACCUGUCACAUGCUCCUCUGUCCGCGAAGUCACCAUUUUCAGGGGUCUUCAAGGCAACAAUUAUUUUUUAAAAUCAUUAACCUUCCUGAUUUUAGAACUUUAGUUGAGUAAGUAAUACUGACUCCACACAUAUAAUACUUUAAAAGGGAGAUAAAUGGAGAGUGAAAACCACUUGGCUAUAUAUAAGAUGAUUCUUAGGUUUUAUUUUUCUGCAAAUAAGAUACUUUGGUGGCUUAAUUAGUAAAAUCAUACUUCAGAAAACAUUACAAUCACUAUUGUCACUAGAUUACAUACAAAUAAUACUUUGGGGACAGAAGUGUGGUGUCAUUAAGAAGGUAAAUCAGUGCAUUUCAGGGACCUAAAUUUUCCAUGAAAUAACAGUGGGUAUUUCCAAACAGAUUUCCGCUUACAUCAUCAAGUUAUGGUUGGUCAAAUAAUGUAAAAGCCUAAACAAUGUAAUUAAAAAAUGACUAAAAUAGAAUCAUAAACAAUAAAACAGUGGAAUUUUAAAGUGGAAAAAAACAGUAAGAAUCAUUCUGUGCAAAUCUAUGCACCAAAGAAAAGGGCCAGAGAUGCAAAUUGUACCUCAAAUCACAAUUAGUAAAAGAGCUGGGACUCUAACCAAUUCUAUUUUCAUUUUGCUUUUCAAUCUUGGAUCACUAGUUUCAUAAUAAAAGGAGAAACAUUUGUACAUACAUUA